Molecule: messenger RNA, 723 nt
Organism: Penicillium odoratum
Lineage: Eukaryota; Fungi; Ascomycota; Eurotiomycetes; Eurotiales; Aspergillaceae
Product: putative 26S proteasome non-ATPase regulatory subunit Nas2
Exons: 4
Biological process (GO): proteasome regulatory particle assembly
Cellular component (GO): nucleus; cytoplasm
Molecular function (GO): protein binding
Source: RefSeq, a predicted model, not a curated record
AGUCUAGCUAUGGGUGAUAACAUUCAUGCUCCUACAGUGGCCUCCGGACCUACAUCUGGAGGCAUUCAGAUUGACUGGUCGAAGCUGUCAAUGCCCGAGCUGAUGCAGGAGAAGGAGAAGAUCGAGGAGGAGCUCAAGGCGCUCAGCGCAGUUCUCACAUCACAUGGGGUGACUAUGCGCUCGACUCUCACGACCUUUGACGGCUACCCACGCGACGACAUCGAUAUUCCACAGGUACGAGCUACGCGCGUGCGGAUGAUCCACAUUCAAAAUGACCACAAGGAGAUCAUGAAGUAUCUCGAGAAAGGGCUACAUGCACACUUUGCACAACUACAGAAAGCCCAAGCAUCUGCUACCACCAACGGUACUAGUGUGCCUUCGACCGCACCACCUGCUGGGAUCGAGAACAGCGUCGCAGAUGCGAGUGAACUCGGAACACCGUUCGCCAAGGUCAACAGUGUUGAACCAGGGAGUCCGGCGAACCAGGCUGGCCUGAGGGCUGGGGACUUGGUUCGGGCCUUUGGCAGUGUGCACUGGUUGAACCAUGAACGUCUUUCCAAGGUCGCAGAAGUGGUUCAGCAGAAUGAAGGGCGACCAGUGGUCAUCAAGGUAUCGCGCAAGGAGGAGGGUGGAUCCCGCACUACCGAGGCAGAGCUGCAGCUCACUCCCCAGCGUAAUUGGGGAGGCCGAGGACUUCUGGGAUGUCAUUUAGUUCCGCUGUAG